Messenger RNA from Dictyostelium purpureum, 1551 nucleotides. RefSeq lists its product as uncharacterized. Bases 44 to 1489 code for a protein of 481 amino acids. Gene Ontology annotation, biological process: Golgi to lysosome transport; protein targeting. Gene Ontology annotation, cellular component: clathrin adaptor complex; trans-Golgi network; cytoplasmic vesicle. The transcript has 4 exons. Lineage: Eukaryota; Evosea; Eumycetozoa; Dictyosteliales; Dictyosteliaceae. The record is from RefSeq and is a predicted model, not a curated record.
UUUGGUAUAUUAAUCAACGAUUAGUAGUGUAUAUCAAACUAAAAUGUUUUCACAAUUCUUUAUUUUAAAUAAUAAAGGUGAUACCAUUAUAUUCAAAGAUUACAGAUUCGACAUACCCAAGGAUAGCAAUGACACAUUUUUUAAAUACAUUUUAUCAAUGAAAUCCGAUAUAACUCCAUCAUUUAACAUAAAUGAUAUAAAUUAUUUAUAUAUUAAAAAAAGAGAAAUGUACUUUGUUUUUACAACAAGACAAUUGGUAUCGCCAUCAUUAGCAUUCGAGUUAUUAAAUAGAGCCUCUAAAAUUAUUCAAGAUUAUACAGCAUCAUUAACAGAAGAAGCAAUCAGAUUAAAUUUUAUAUUAAUUUAUGAAUUAUUAGAUGAACUUAUGGACUAUGGUGUGCCACAAUCAACAAGUACCGAAACUUUGAAAGCAUUUGUAUUUACACCACCAAAACCAAUUAAAAGUAAAGAGUCUGAAUCAAUUAUUGAUAACUUUUUAUCGAGUGUUAAACCAAUUCAUUCAAACUCAAUUGAAAAUAAUAAUAGUAAUAAUAACAAUACCGAAAAUGAAAUUUAUAUAGAUUUAUGCGAAAGAAUAACAAUACUUAUAGCAUCGAAUGGACAAGUUUUAAGAAAUGAAAUUAUUGGUAAAAUUCAAAUGAAGAGCUAUUUAAAAGGCAACCCGGUAUUAUCAUUAGGCCUUAGCCCAGAAUUUUUAUUCAAAACAAAUAGCAAUAGAACAGCAAGCAGCUUUGAAAAUGAAAACGAAAAUGAAACUACACAACCAAAUUUAGACAAUCCUAACCGAUUUGUAAUUGACGAUUGUAGUUUUCACGAAUGUGCAGGAUCAGGCUUUGUUGAUAACGGAGGAUAUAAUAAUCAAAAUAAUAUAAUCAAUUUCAGACCACCACAAGGCGAUUUCACAUUAUUAAAAUAUCGUAUUUCACAUAAUGAAUACUCACCAUUCCUUGUCAAGACCAACCUGGAAUCAACCCAAAAGAAUAAAUUUGAUUUAGUCGUAAAUAUUAGAUCCAACUUUUCAAAUAAAGUAGUUCCAAACUUUGUAUCUGUAUCAAUACCACUUCCAAAAUCUACAAAAUCAUGCCAACAUUCAUUAGACUAUGGUUACCAAAAUCAAACUGUCGAAUUUAAACAAACACCAAAUUCAAACUCAAUAUUUUGGAGUAUUAAAAAACUAAGAGGUGGUAUGGAAACUACAUUAAGAUUAUCAAUCAUAGUCGAUGGCCCAACAUCGCCAACCCAUUCAAAUAAUGUAAAUAAUAAUAAUAACAGUAAUAAUAUAGAAAACUCAACCAUUAAAAAAGAAAUUGGUCCAAUAGGUUUAGAAUUUUCAAUGCCCCAAUUUAGUUGUAGUACCUUACAAAUUAAAUUUUUAAGAAUGUUAGGCUCCAAUGUUUCACCAACUAGAUGGAUCAGAUAUAUAACAGAUUCAAAGAGUUUUGUAAAAAGAGUUUCAACAAAUUCUUAAAAAAUAUAAAUAUAAAAACAAAAUAAAUAUAAAAUAUUACAUAUAGUUUUUUGUUAUUAAUU